GUUUUCAAGCAUGAUUAGCAAAAUCGACGGCAGCGAAGAUGCGUUGGUGGCACCGCCACCUUUUGAAGAAGAAUCUUCCGCACGAUGCUAUUCGGAAGAAGAAGAUUAUUCGGCCAGUGUCACAGCUAUUUUGGAAAGACGAGUAAGUUCCAGGUCAAAGGGCAAGAGGAGGAAGUCUUUUAAAAGUAGCAUGGCCAGCAGUCCGGCCAGUGGAGUGAAAAAUGGUGGCAGGAGAGAAAGUUCAAUAAGUGCGGCAAGUUCAGCAGAAACCGUAGUGUCCAUGGAAGAGGAAGUCCCCCAACAAGUAACAGAAGAACAAAUUUUCGAAAAUAUUCGAUUACACAAAGAAGUCUUAAGUUCUGUUAAAAUGCAACCAUGGCCAAUGAGAAGAAAACGAAGACUAGCACAUCAAGCAAAAAGUUAUGUCGCCCGGCAUGAAGAUGUUUUGCAGGAAAGAUUGGCUUUAUCAAGAAGUACCAGGGAUAUGAUGGCUAGAAUUAACAUUUUUCUAGCGGCGAAAUGGAGUCAUUGGAAGCGUGAAGCAGCUAAUCUAGGAAACUGGCUUGUGCCAUGGGAAAGAAGGAUCAAAGAAAUCGAAUCCCAUUUUGGAUCAGUAGUCGCAUCAUAUUUUACAUUCCUGCGUUGGUUGUUUUGGGUCAAUAUAGUUAUAGCAACGGUUUUAACCGUUUUUGUCGUUGUACCUGAGAUAUUAACCGCCGAUCCUCAAACAUCUGGCGAACGUAAAACAAUGAUUCCUGAGGAAGAAGCUUCUUCAGGAGAUCUCGUUACUCUUUGGGAUUUCGAAGGUCCUCUCAAAUAUUCACCGUUAUUUUAUGGCUACUACACAAAUCGAGAACCUGGUACAGCUCAUGGAUAUCGACUACCUCUGGCUUAUUUAGCUACUGGACUUGCUGUCUAUAUUUAUAGCUUUGUUGCAACAUUAAGAAAAAUGGCCGAAAACUCUAGGAUGUCAAAGUUAUCCAGUAAAGAUGAUGAAUGCAUUUUCUCUUGGAAAUUGUUUACCGGAUGGGAUUAUAUGAUAGGGAAUGCGGAAACUGCACACAAUCGAGUUGCCUCUAUAGUACUUGGUUUUAAAGAAGCCUUAUUGGAAGAAGCAGAAAGAAAUCGAGAACCAAGAAACUGGCGAGUACUGCUGGUGAGAGUAGCGGUGAACUUGAUGGUAGUAGUCCUACUUGGUGCCUCUGCAUAUGCUGUCGUCGUGGUAGUCGAACGAUCAUCAACUGUUAAACCAAACGCUAGUUGGUGGAGAAGAAACGAAAUCACUGUCGUUAUGUCUUUGAUCUCGAUCAUAUUUCCUGUCCUUUUUGAACUUCUGGGAUUCUUGGAACGGUUUCAUCCUCGGCAGCAACUGAGGCUGCAAUUGGCAAGGAUCAUGGUGCUCAAUCUUCUUAAUUUGUAUUCGCUGAUCUUUGCGCAGUUCGACAAAAUCGAAAACAUGACAAUUUCUUUAGAACAACUGAGACCUAACAUGCCAUGGAAUCAAGUAACAGAAACAAGUGCGAUUUCAACAAUUAUAUUCGCUACAGAAAUGACUUACAUAAGCACAAACGAAGACAAAAAAUUUAUGACAACCACCGAAACUACGACUGAAAAUCAUCAUUCUGCUCUUCCAGAAAACAUAAAUAACACAAAUUGUUAUGAAGUGCCAGUAGUCUGCAAUACAUCUCAUCAUCAUGUGGCUCAAUUGAAAAUGCCAUAUGAUUACGAUGAUGCAGUAUCAUCUUCAGAAGAAAACUCUACAACUAAUUUGCAAAAUUUAACAAAUAGUAAACCUAAGUCUAAUUUAUCCCUCUGGUAUAAUUUUUAUAAUGAAAAUGUUGAUUCAUUCAAUUACACCUUUGAUUAUGAAGAUUAUGAGGUUACUGAUCACAACAACACUAACACAGAUUUUGAUGGUUAUAAUAUUAGCACAUUGCUACCAUCUUUAUAUCAUGAUUACAUAUCAAAAUUUACCAAGUCUCUCGGAGAAACUACCACCGAAUUUGAUAAUACUGCUAACAAUGAUACAGACCAAUUAAAAACAUGUUUUAUUUUGGUUUGCAACAACAUAACAUCAGGAUUAAAUCUUGAUUUAUCUCGAGCCUCUUUUUUAAGAUCAGAUGAUUUACAAUUAGAUAUAACAACUCCUGAAACUGUUGCGCAAACAAAUUCUAAAAUAGUUAAUAGGAGACCGGAAUUAAAUAUGGAAACGAGAAGAAAACUUCGAAAAUUGUGCUGGGAAACUAAUUUUGGACAAGAACUGGUUAAACUUACAGUCAUGGAUUUGGUGCUGACAACAUUCACUACAUUGAUGGUUGAUUUUUUGCGAGCUUUGGCUGUUCGAUAUAUGAAUAACUUUUGGUGUUGGGAUUUAGAAAAACAAUUUCCCCAGUAUGGCGAUUUUAAAAUAGCAGAAAAUAUUUUGCAUCUAGUAAAUAACCAAGGUAUGGUGUGGAUGGGAAUGUUUUUUUCUCCGGGGCUGGCUAUAUUGAAUCUGGUCAAAUUAAUUUUAUUGAUGUAUCUUCGCUCAUGGACCGUCAUGACUUGCAAUGUGCCUCAUGAAGUAGUUUUUAGAGCUUCUCGAUCAAACAACUUUUAUCUGAUGCUCUUGUUGACCAUGCUAUUCCUGUGCGUUUUACCAGUGGGAUACGCAAUUGUAUGGGUGGAACCAUCCUGGCAUUGUGGACCAUUCUCCAAUUAUAAAAGGAUAUACCAUCUGUUUACCGAAACACUUCAUAAUGCACUUCCAAAGUCCUUACAUCGAUCUUUGGACUACAUAGCAUCACCAGGGACCAUAAUACCACUGCUGGUACUUUUAGUAUUGAUAAUUUAUUACUUAAUAUCAUUGACGGCUUCAUUGAGAGAAGCCAAUCAAGAUCUGAAGCUCCAAUUACGUCGAGAAAGAACUGAAGAACGAAGGAAGAUGUUCCGUUUGACUCGAUCAGAAGAUUCCUUUGAUGAUGGUAAAGAAAAUAACGGUGGUGCUGGAGGUGGUGGCACACAGGCGGACCAAUGGCGGAAAGCACUAGCCUUACGGUCACAAAUGGCAGGUUCAGGAGUUGGUGGUUUGCAGAAGACUGAGGAUGAGCGAAGUGAAUUUUUGGCAAGAAUAAUGAAGCAAGCUUUUCAAAAAAGUUUCGGCAGUUCCGAAGAAGCUAGUUCUCCACAUUAUAGAAAAAAAUUUGAUGCAGUGCAGUUGCAGAAAUCGCAAGAAAGUCCAAACAAAAAUGGAUCUGCCGAUAAAGAUAAUGAUUCAAAAGCUAAAAAAGUUCCAGCGCUUAAAAAGUUUAUUAUGAGAAUUCCAAUUCACAAAGCUUUAAGAAUGAGUCGGACUUCAACCGAAAUUGCGGAUGCUGAAAAUGAAAAAUACACCAAAAUUGACGAAUCUUUGGAUGAAAUCAUAAUUAAUGAAGACAAAAGCCAAGAAGAGCACGAAAAAGAGAAGCAAUUUUCAUUUGAUAGCUAUCCUAUUAUUACAAUCAGCAAGUCAGAUAAUGAAAAAGACACUGCUGACAAGGACGAAAAACAAGAACAAAUUGAGAAAUCCAUGAAAAUUAUUGACGAAUCCGUAGAAUUAUUAAAAUCUUUAAACAAUUCGGAAGAAAACAUACUAGACCCAACAAAUUCCAGUGACGGAAAAUCAUUGAUGGCACCUGCAGAAAAAUCAUCGGUGAGAUUAGGCCGAAAAUUACUAAAAGAAUGUAGAAGAUGGCAAAAACAAACCAGUGCAGAUCAACCAGAAGAGGUCGUUGAGAAAUAUACGAAGAAAUGUGAAGAUUCUGAAACUAUUGCACCUAAUCCUAAUGAAAAUGAAAGUAAAUGCUCAACGGAAUCUACUGAAGGUUAUCAAGAUUCAUCAUUCGAAUAA
This is a messenger RNA of Ctenocephalides felis (cat flea), 3868 nucleotides long. Its product is annotated as transmembrane channel-like protein 3. Bases 11 to 3868 code for a protein of 1285 amino acids. Lineage: Eukaryota; Metazoa; Arthropoda; Insecta; Siphonaptera; Pulicidae. The record is from RefSeq and is a predicted model, not a curated record. Gene Ontology annotation, molecular function: mechanosensitive monoatomic ion channel activity. Gene Ontology annotation, cellular component: plasma membrane. The transcript is spliced from 17 exons.